CAGAAGUUUUACAACACCUGUACCUUCUUCUCUUUCACCACCGCACGCUCCUUCCAAAUUACAAUUCAAGACCACUCAACUCUUCACACCUCCACAAGUUUAUGUAAAUUCCAUUUUUCUCCUCUGUAUAUUCUGUAUCUAACUUCAAGAUUUAACCCAUGUCUAACUCUGGUUAAUCUCCCUUCUGAUUAUUUUAACCCCGUUUAUGCAUAAAAACAAAACUUUAAUCCACCACCAUGAACCUACAUUGAACAAAUGUCACUCAUAUCACCCCUUUCUUCACCAUUUCUUUGAUAAAUUUGGGAAGAUUUUACCCUUUAUUUUUGUCGUUCACUCGGGACAGUAUCCCUCUCUCGAACCACUAAUUACCAUAAUACCAUUUCAUACAAAACAAAACAAAUUCAAGUCACCACCAUUAACAACUCUCCAUUUUCUCAAGUCAGUGAGCUAAAAAUCGAAAAACGAAAAUGGAGAUUUCGAAACAUAAGACGGGUCCAGGAGAGAGAAGAAGGAGGAGCCGUCUUCACCAGGUGAAGCAAAGCGCGUCUUUGAGUCAGAAUACUACUGAAUUAACUCAAAACCAGGACUUGUUCUCUGGGCCUGCCUUCAAUAUUCGGAGAAAGCCUAGAAUGGGCAGCAGGGUGAAGCGAAUUGGCCUUGAAUGCCUGAAAAUUUCCAGCGCUCAUAUGCCAUCUGCUUUCGCCGCACGUGAAAUUGAUCCCGAUACUCUUGAAUAUCUAUUUGGUAAGGUGCUCAAGAAAAGCGAUGUAGGCUCCCUCAGAAGAAUGAUCAUUCCAAAGAAAUCUGCGGAGAAUUAUCUUCCUGAUCUCGAGUUCAAGGACGGCAUUCAAAUCAGCAUGUAUGACAUGGAUGGCAUUCAUGAGUGGGGAUUCAAGUUCAGAUUCUGGCCAAAUAACAGCAGUCGGAUGUAUGUGCUCGAGAACACUGGGGACUUCGUGAGCACACAUGGCUUGCACGCAGGGGACAGCAUUGCUGUGUACAGAUGUAUGGAAAGUGGAAAACUCGUUAUUGAAGCUAGAAGAGUCGGAGAUCUGUACGUAGGAGACGAUCAAGAAAAUGCUGAGAAAGACAAACCAAUUACUGAUCGCAUUCCUACUUUCGAUGAGAUAGAGAUGAUCUUAUCUUAUGAUAUCCCUUUCGCUUUUCAUGACGACCCUGCCCUCGAUUUUCUUGGCCAACCAGCUCAAGACUACUCAAAAGUUGAACCAGUACAGAUGAUGAUGGAAAACUCAAAAAUUGAAUCAAUGGCAGGCAUGGAAUCUAUUGACAACUUCUCAAUUGAUGAAUGGAUAAACAUAUAAGAAAAAUGAUGUUACUUAAUAUGUUAGAUAUCCAAAGCAUGCUUGUCCGAUAAAUACAGAAUGCAAUAAACAGAACAAAGUAUUCUGCUACCUUCUUUUGAUU
Olea europaea var. sylvestris is the source of this 1425-nucleotide messenger RNA. Its product is annotated as B3 domain-containing transcription factor FUS3-like. Gene Ontology annotation, molecular function: DNA-binding transcription factor activity; DNA binding. Lineage: Eukaryota; Viridiplantae; Streptophyta; Magnoliopsida; Lamiales; Oleaceae. The record is from RefSeq and is a predicted model, not a curated record. The transcript has 6 exons. The coding region runs from base 468 to 1322 and encodes 284 amino acids.